This is a messenger RNA of Thamnophis sirtalis, 448 nucleotides long. RefSeq names its product mitochondrial ribosomal protein S21 (gene MRPS21). Gene Ontology annotation, biological process: translation. Lineage: Eukaryota; Metazoa; Chordata; Lepidosauria; Squamata; Natricidae. Gene Ontology annotation, cellular component: ribosome. The record is from RefSeq and is a predicted model, not a curated record. Gene Ontology annotation, molecular function: structural constituent of ribosome.
CUGACCGCGUUGCCACCGCGACCGGAGCGCCAUCCUCCGGCGGACGCUUCCGCUUCCGCCCAAAUCCCCGGUCGAGAGGCGCUUCCCGGCCCCUCCGGAGCUCCGCCGGGUGGAGAUGGCGCACCACGCCAAGUUCCUCGCCCGGACCGUGAUGGUCCCGGGCAAAGACGUGGAGCUGGCCUACCGCGUCCUCACCAGAGUCCUGACGGUGGACGGGAUCAUCGACCACGUGAAGCGCAAGCGCUACUUCGAGAAGCCUUGCCAGAAGAGGCGGCGGGAGGCCUACGAAGCCUGCCGGAGGAUCUAUAACUCGGAGAUGGGCAAAAAGAUCAACUUCCUCAUGAGGAAAAACCGCGCGGACCCUUGGCUCGGCUGCUGAGCGGACCCUCCUCGCUCGCUCCCUUCUUUCUCCCAAAGGCUCUCAAUAAAGUCCGUGUUGUGAAGCCCC